UAUUGUUUGUAAUCUAUUUUGUAAAGUACUUCUAUUCAGUUUUCUGCUAAUAUAAAUUACAUUCCUUUUAAAAAUUUCCAAGUUUUCAAUCAUAUAAAGAAUAAUGAAUAAUGAAAAAGAAGUGGAUUUGUAUCGAGAUACCUAUGUGAGAUACUUAGGCUAUGCAAACGAGGUUGGAGAGGCAUUUAGAAGUCUAGUGCCGAAGUCUAUUGUAUGGUCUAGUUACGCCAUAGCGAGUGGAUAUGUACUCGCAGAUACAGUACACAAGGGUGCAAAAGUUUACAAAGUUGAUACUACUCUGCAAAAAACAAAAAAUGUUUUGUUAUCUACAUCAGAUACUCUGAUAUGGCAGACAUUUGCGUCUAUAGUAGUUCCUGGUUUUACCAUAAAUAGGAUUUGUGCAGCAGUUCAAUUUGCACAAAAAAGAAGUACAAGAGCAGUUUUGAAGAAACCUUGGAUUUCAAUACUUAUUGGUUUAGUAUCUAUACCUUUCAUAAUACAUCCUAUAGAUCAUGCUGUGGAAGGAGCAAUGGAUGUUUCGUAUAGGAAAUGGACAGGUUACCAUCCAAAAGCACCUCUAUGUGGAAUAGAACAUUAGUAAUGAAGUAAGUGAUUACAAUUAUAGUAUGUCAACUUGAGAGAGGUCAUACUUAAACAAACAAUGUUCAUGAAUAUAUUGAAGAGAUACUUAUCCCAUUUUUUAUAUGGGAUGUAAAAUGCCUUGCUAAUAAUGAUAAAAGAAUAUAAUUUUAUUUUUUUAUAAGCACUAUAUAUCAUCUAAAGAUGAUAAUACAAUGGCUAAAUUUGCUUGAAAGUAGUUUUUAUUGAAACUGUUCAUUAAAAAUAAAUCAAAAUUCUUUAAUAUAACAUAUGAAAUAAGAAUAAUUUGAGAUAAGAAAUGAUACACAAAAUAAGAGAUUAAAAUAUAAAAUAAGCUCUAUACAAAAGAAGUUUUAAAAUUGAUAUUUACUUAAUUGAACAUAAGACUAGCUUGAAUUAUUGCGACCUCUCUUGGUUUAGAUAGCAAAAUAUUACUGCCAAAGAUGUUCUAAGAUAGUAUAAUAAUGCAUUUAGAAUAUAUUAUUGUUAGUCGCAAAAUUGUUAAAUACUUUUGUUAUGAUGUACAUAUAUUAUUUAUAUGUGCAUUAAGAUUUUUAGUGCGUUAGUUUUCUUGCACAAUUGUUAAGCUAUUGAAUAAAGAUGUUG
Molecule: messenger RNA, 1206 nt
Organism: Linepithema humile (Argentine ant)
Lineage: Eukaryota; Metazoa; Arthropoda; Insecta; Hymenoptera; Formicidae
Product: mitochondrial fission process protein 1
Biological process (GO): mitochondrial fission
Cellular component (GO): mitochondrion
Source: RefSeq, a predicted model, not a curated record